AUGCUUUCAUCACUAAUUUUUACACUCUUAAUUUCUAACAUAAUUGCUCUUUCUUAUGAUUAAAAUCCUUAAAUCAGCAAAAAGUCAUUAAGAAAUUUAGCUUAUUGCAAUACAAGUUGUUAAUGUACUGUAUCAUUCACAUGUACUAGCUGCUCAAAUUCAAGUUAUUACUACUAUCCUGACACUAGUGAAUGUUAUUAAUCUUUUUACUGCACAUAAACUUAUUCUAAUGGCGAAAUUUAUACUCCAGAUCCAACUAACAAAGUAUGUUGUAUAAGAAACUGUGCAACAUGUUAAAAUAAUGGAAACGAAGAUUAAACAUGUUUUACUUGUUUAGUAGGCUAUUAUUUACCAUCAGUAGGAGCUAAUACCUGUAAUUAAUGUAAUUCAUCAUGUUAUACUUGUAACGGCCCAAACUCUAAUAAUUGUUUGAGUUGUGUUGCAGGAUAAAUUUUACUAAACAAUACUUGCUAAAAUACUUGCCCUUCAAGUGGUUAUUAUAUUAGUGGAAACAACUGUUUAAAUUGUGACCCUUCUUGUAAAACAUGCAAUGGAUAGACAAAUAAUAAUUGUUUAUCAUGUCCAACAGGGGUAUAUUUUUAUCCUAAUAACAACUCUUGUUAAUCAACAUGCAUAAGCGGUUACUAUAUAAAUGGAACAAGCUGUUUAUUAUGUAACUCAAGUUGUUUAACUUGUAAUGGUCCUUCUUAAAACAAUUGCCUCUCAUGUCCAGCAGGUUAAUAUCUAUUUUAAAAUAAUACUUGCUCUUCAACUUGUAAUAUUAAUAAUGGGUAUUACAUAAUCGGAACUAACUGUUUAUAAUGUAAUUCAAGUUGCUUAACCUGUAAUGGACCUAAUUCAAACAAUUGUCUAUCAUGUCCUUUUGGUUAAUAUUUAUUUUAGAAUAAUACUUGCUCUUCUAUUUGUAAUAUUAAUAAUGGGUAUUACAUAUAAGGAACUAACUGUUUAUAAUGUAAUUCAAGUUGCUUAACCUGUCAUGGACCUAAUUCAAACGAUUGUCUUUCAUGUCCUUCUAAUUUAUAUUUAAAUUUGAACUAUACUUGCUCAGCUACUUGUAAAACAAAUAGUGGGUAUUACAUAAGUUUUAAUAGCUGCUUACAAUGUAAUUCAGACUGUUUAACUUGCAAUGGUCCUUCUUCAAAUAACUGUCUUUCAUGCCCCUCCUUAGUAUAUUUAUUUGAGAAUAAUACUUGCUAAUCUACUUGCAAUACUAAUAAUGGAUAUUAUAUUAAUGGUACUAACUGCUUGCGAUGUAACUAAAGUUGCUUAACUUGUAAUGGACCUAAUUCAAACAAUUGUCUAUCAUGUCCUUUUGGUUAAUAUUUAUUUUAGGAUAAUACUUGUUCAGUAACUUGUAACACUAGUAAUGGAUAUUAUAUAAAUGGUACUAGCUGCUUAAAAUGUAAUUCAAGGUGCUUAACAUGUAAUGGACCUAACUCAAAUAAUUGCCUUUCAUGCCCUUCUAGUAAAUAUUUAUUUUGA
Molecule: messenger RNA, 1503 nt
Organism: Tetrahymena thermophila SB210
Lineage: Eukaryota; Ciliophora; Oligohymenophorea; Hymenostomatida; Tetrahymenidae
Product: zinc finger lsd1 subclass family protein
Exons: 3
Source: RefSeq, a predicted model, not a curated record